AUUUAUUUUAUUUUAUUUUAUUUUAAUUUUCUCCCACUCCAUUUGCACUUGUGCGACUUCAACCUGUCACUAUCGCUCGCCCUAAAAAGAAGAACAGUAUGGAAAUAAAGACGAUAGGCGGUGAAAGGAUGACCUAUGCCUGCGUUUAUUCUCAGAAGAGAUCGAUAAGUAGAGAUCAACGCGAUCGGAUUCGUCGUCUUUGACAUCGUAUCUGCUCUUCAGCUGAAGCUAGGCCGAAACUUCAAUCAAAGUGUUUUCUGGAUUGCUGGUGAUGCCGAUGUAGAGGAAAGGGAGAGGGGGUUUUCAGCCAAAAGAUUUGUUGGGGGUUUCGCGUUGAGACAAACGAGAUAGAAAAAAAGGGAAUUUUAUAGAUCGAUCGUUCCCUCUUUGUUUCUUUUUGGUUAUUGCAAAGGUUGCACUUUGGCUUGUUUGAGUGUUAACGGGGCUGAAGGGCUCCGGUCAGUGGAUGUAUUUUCAUUGGUGAGAUAUCUGGUUGAGGAUUUUGAGCGGAUCCCAAAAGAUACUGUGGAGAUUUGGGCGUUUUCGUCGAUCCUAUGUGCCAUGAGAAAUCUCUUUCAUGCUGACACCUUCAAGGAAAAUCAGGUUCAUACGUUUAAUCCUCAGUCAUGGCUUCAGGUGGAGAGGGGAAAGGUUUCCAAGUUCUCUUCUCACUCUCCUGCUUCCAUAGAAUCUCUUAUCAAGGUUGCUGAACCUCCUGUUCUCCCUUUCUUCAAACCGGUUGACUAUGUGGAGGUCUUGGCUCAGAUCCAUGAAGAGCUAGAAUCCUGCUUGCCUCAUGAGAAAGCAGAGGUAUACUUGCUACAAUUUCAGGUAUUUAGGGGUCUUGGAGAGGUUAAAUUGCUCCAGAGGAGCUUGCGUUCUGCUUGGGAGACAGCAAGCACAGUUUAUGAGAAGCUUAUUUUUGGAGCUUGGCUUAAGUAUGAGAAAAAAGGAGAAGAGCCUAUCUCUGAUCUCCUUGCUUCAUGUGGGAAAUGUUCUCAGGAAUUCAGGAUCCUGGGUGUUGCCCCUGAAAUCCCUCUUCAGGAUUCUGAGGUAAUGAGUGCUUGUAAUUUAGGUAAAAUAGAGCCAACCAACGUCGUAUACUUCCGAGUAAGAGAAGAAUAUAUAGCAUGUGAUCGGCAGAAGAUUGCCGAUUUGUCGCCGCCAUUCAACACCAUGCUUAACGGGUGUUUCACCGAGUCAAUUCAAGAAGUAAUAGAUAUGUCUGAGAAUAACAUCUCGCCCAUAGGUAUGAGAGCAAUCUGCAACUUUAGCCUGUUGGGAAGUUUAAAUGAAUUGUUAUCCUUGGAUAUUUUGUUGGAAAUAUUGAUAUUUGCAAAUAAAUUCUGUUGUGAGAAGCUGAAAGUGGCCUGUGAUAGAAAGUUGGCAUCUUUGGUUUCUUCAAGGCAAGAUGCUGUGGAUCUUAUGGAGUGUGCACUGGAGGAAAAUUCUCCUGUUCUUGCUGCUUCUUGUCUACAGUUUUUCCUCCGGGAUCUUCCUGAUUGUAUAAAUGAUGAGCAAGUUGUUAGAAUCUUUUCCACUGCUAAUAAGCAGCAAAGAUUCAUCAUGGCUGGACAUGCUUCCUUCUCACUCUACUGUUUGCUAAGUGAGGUUUCAAUGAAUGCUAAUCCAAAGUCAGAGGUCACAGCUUCCUUUUUGGAGAAGUUGGUUGUGUCUGCUGUGAAUUCCAGGCAGAAACAGAUAGCGUUUCAUCAGCUUGCCUGUGUGAGGCUUUUGCGAAAGGAAUACGAUGAAGCAGAACGUCUUUUCGGUGCUGCUGUUGCUGCUGGGCAUGUCUAUUCUGUUGCUGGUUUGGCUAGGGUUGCUUGCUUUAAGGGCGAUAAGCGUUCAUCUUAUGAAAAGCUUAGCUCUGUGAUUUCUUCGUAUAAUCCUCUCGGCUGGAUGUACAUGGAGAGAUCUUUGUAUGCUGAUGGGGACAGAAAGUGGGAAGACCUUGAUAAGGCUACUGAGUUAGAUCCCACUCUUCUUUAUCCUUACAUGUUUCGAGCAUCAUUCUUGAUGAGAAAGCAAAGUGCUGAGGCGGCUCUCAUGGAAAUUAACCGUGUUUUGGGGUUCAAAUUAGCUUUAGAGUGUUUGGAACUGCGGUUUUGCUUUUAUUUGGCUCUUGAAGAUUAUAGAGCUGCGCUACGUGAUGUACAAGCAAUCCUUACUUUGUCUCCAGAUUAUCGAAUGUUUGAAGGACGUGUGGCGUCUUCUCAGAUGCGAACACUUGUUCAGGAACAUGUUGAGCAGUGGACGACCGCUGAUUGCUGGCUUCAACUUUACGAGCGGUGGUCAGCAGUGGAUGAUAUUGGAUCUCUUUCUGUUAUCUAUCAAAUGCUUGAGGCAACAGAUGCUGCAAAAGGAGUUUUAUACUUUAGGCAGUCUCUGCUUCUUCUCAGAUUGAAUUGUCCAGAAGCAGCCAUGCGAAGCUUGCAGCUUGCACGUCAGCAUGCGGCCAGCGAACACGAUCGUCUAGUUUAUGAAGGAUGGAUUUUAUAUGAUACUGGUCAUUGUGAGGAAGGGCUUCGCAAAGCCGAGGAGUCUAUCUCGAUCCAAAGGUCUUUUGAGGCCUUCUUUUUGAAAGCAUAUGCCCUGGCAGAUUCAAGCCCUGAUCCUUCAUGUUCUGCAACUGUUAUCUCACUUCUUGAAGAUGCAUUGAGGUGUCCUUCAGAUAGGCUUCGAAAGGGCCAGGCCUUGAACAAUCUUGGCAGUGUAUAUGUGGAUUGUGGGAAGCUAGAUCUGGCAGCAGAUUGCUAUAUCAGUGCUCUUAAAAUUCAGCACACAAGAGCUCAUCAAGGACUAGCUCGUGUACAUUUCCUUAAAAAUAAUAGGACUUCUGCAUAUGAGGAAAUGACUAAGUUGAUAGAGAAGGCUAGAAACACCGCCUCGGCAUAUGAGAAGAGGUCGGAGUACUGCGAUCGCGAGCUAACGAAAGCAGAUCUGCAGAUGGUGACUAAAUUGGACCCGCUGCGCGUUUACCCCUACAGAUAUCGCGCUGCAGUGCUUAUGGACAGUCACAAGGAAGUAGAAGCAAUAGCCGAGCUAACGAGGGCAAUUGCCUUCAAAGCCGACCUCCACUUGCUCCACCUAAGAGCUGCAUUCCACGAGCAUAUCGGAGACGUCGCCGGUGCUCUUAGGGACUGCAGGGCCGCUCUCUCGGUCGACCCCAACCACCAGGAGAUGCUAGAGCUUCACAACAGAGUAAACAGCCAAGAACCAUGAUUGAAAUACUUAGUCCAUAGCUUCAUUUUGUACACUACAGAUCCUUGGCCCCAAUCCCUUCUAGCAUAUUGUGUUUUUUGUUCUUUCUUUUCUGCUCUUUCCUCGUCCCUUUUCUUUGUAAGUUUGCCUUCUACAAGUUUCAGUAUGCACUUGGCACUUUAGCUUCUAGCCUUAAAAAUUUUGAUAUGUGAAUGGAAUUAAAAGCUUGAAAGGUGAGCGUAAAAA
Molecule: messenger RNA, 3450 nt
Organism: Dendrobium catenatum
Lineage: Eukaryota; Viridiplantae; Streptophyta; Magnoliopsida; Asparagales; Orchidaceae
Product: ETO1-like protein 1
Exons: 6
Coding region: 562-3225 (887 amino acids)
Biological process (GO): negative regulation of ethylene-activated signaling pathway
Molecular function (GO): protein binding
Source: RefSeq, a predicted model, not a curated record